This is a messenger RNA of Meloidogyne enterolobii, 243 nucleotides long. The record is from the annotation of a GenBank genome assembly. Lineage: Eukaryota; Metazoa; Nematoda; Chromadorea; Rhabditida; Meloidogynidae.
AUGAUUUUGACAUUUGCUAUUAUUUUUUGUCUUUCUGUUGUUGGAAAUUCUAUUGUCGUCGUUGUUAUAUUACAGCAACAAUCUAUGCGUUCUGUAACUAAUUUGUAUUUACUAAAUUUGGCCCUUAGUGAUUUAUUAUUAAGUGUUGUUUGUAUGCCCCCAACAUUAGUUAGUUCAUUAGUUUAUUGUUGGGUAUUUGGUGAUUUAUUGUGUAAACUUUUGGCAUAUCUCCAACGUAAGUAA